Messenger RNA from Cygnus atratus (black swan), 2043 nucleotides. RefSeq names its product interleukin 1 receptor accessory protein like 1 (gene IL1RAPL1). NCBI's taxonomy places the organism in Eukaryota, Metazoa, Chordata, Aves, Anseriformes, Anatidae. Gene Ontology annotation, biological process: signal transduction; negative regulation of exocytosis. The record is from RefSeq and is a predicted model, not a curated record. The transcript has 10 exons. Bases 1 to 2043 code for a protein of 680 amino acids.
AUGGACUUUGUCUCAAAGGCACUACUCUCCUACAUUGAUGGAUGCACAGACUGGUCUGUGGAUUACAAGAAAUAUCAAGUUCUAGUGGGAGAACCUGUUCGUAUAAAAUGUGCACUUUUUUAUGGAUAUAUUAGAGCUAAUUACUCCCUAGCACAAAGUGCUGGACUCAGUUUGAUGUGGUACAAAAGCUCUGGACCAGGAGAUUUUGAGGAACCAAUAGCUUUUGAUGGAACUAGAAUGAGCAAAGAGGAAGACUCCAUUUGGUUCCGACCAACAGUGGUACAAGACAGCGGACUCUAUGCAUGUGUGAUAAGAAACUCAACUUACUGUAUGAAAGUGUCCAUUUCUCUGACGGUGGGUGAAAAUGACACUGGACUCUGCUACAAUUCAAAGAUGAAAUAUUUUGAAAAAGCUGAACUUAGCAAAAGCAAGGAAAUCUCAUGCCCUGAAGUAGAGGAUUUUUUAUUUCCAUUUAGGGAGCCAGAGAUUCUAUGGUAUAAGGAAUGCAAGUCAAAGACAUGGAGAUCAAGUAUUGUGUUUAAAAAGGACACUCUUGUCAUUCGUGAAGUUAGAGAGGAUGACAUUGGAAAUUACACUUGUGAGGUAAAAUAUGGAAUCUUUGUUGUCAGAAGAACUACGGAAUUAACAGUUACAGCACCACUAACAGAUAAACCACCAAAGCUUUUACACCCCUUGGAGAGUAAGCUAACAAUUCAGGAGACCCAGUUAGGUGGUUCUGCUAAUCUAACCUGCCGAGCUUUCUUUGGAUAUAGUGGAGAUGUCAGUCCUUUAAUCUACUGGAUGAAAGGGGAGAAGUUUAUUGAAGAUUUGGAUGAUAGUCGAGUCUGGGAAAGUGACAUCAGGGUUCUCAAGGAACAUCUUGGGGAACAGGAAGUUUCUGUCUCAUUGAUUCUUGACUCUGUGGAAGAAGGAGACCUUGGCAAUUACUCAUGCUAUGUUGAGAAUGGAAACGGACGCCGUCACGCCAGUAUUCUUCUGCAUAAAAGGGAGCUGAUGUAUACAGUUGAGCUUGCUGGUGGGCUUGGUGCUAUUCUGCUGCUGCUUGUUUGUUUAGUGACUAUCUACAAGUGUUACAAGAUAGAGAUUAUGCUCUUCUACAGGAAUCAUUUUGGAGCCGAAGAACUAGAUGGAGACAAUAAAGACUAUGAUGCAUAUCUAUCCUAUACCAAAGUGGAUCCUGACCAGUGGAAUCAAGAAACCGGAGAAGAAGAAAGAUUUGCUCUUGAGAUCUUACCAGAUAUGCUUGAAAAGCAUUAUGGAUACAAGUUGUUCAUACCAGACAGAGAUUUAAUUCCCACAGGAACCUACAUUGAAGACGUGGCAAGAUGUGUAGACCAAAGCAAACGACUGAUCAUCGUCAUGACUCCGAAUUAUGUUGUAAGAAGAGGCUGGAGCAUCUUUGAACUGGAAACAAGGCUUCGAAACAUGUUAGUCACUGGUGAAAUCAAAGUGAUACUGAUCGAAUGCAGUGAACUGCGAGGAGUUAUGAACUACCAGGAAGUUGAGGCCCUGAAACAUACCAUCAAGCUCCUCACUGUCAUUAAAUGGCACGGACCAAAAUGCAACAAGCUAAAUUCCAAGUUCUGGAAACGUUUACAGUAUGAAAUGCCUUUUAAGAGGACUGAACCCAUCACGCAUGAGCAGGUUUUAGAUGUCAGUGAGCAGGGGCCCUUUGGGGAACUGCAGACAGUCUCCGCAAUUUCAAUGGCUGCUGCCACCUCCACUGCUCUUGCCACUGCCCAUCCAGAUCUGCGCUCCACCUUUCACAACACAUAUCACUCACAGAUGCGCCAGAAACACUAUUAUAGAAGCUAUGAAUACGAUGUACCUCCUACUGGCACCCUGCCGCUUACCUCAAUAGGUAACCAGCAUACCUACUGCAACAUCCCUAUGACACUUAUAAACGGGCAGCGGCCACAGACAAAAACUAACAGGGAGCAGAAUCCAGAAGCAGCUCACACAAACAGUGCGAUACUGCCCCUCUUGCCACGGGAGACCAGUAUAUCAAGUGUCAUUUGGUGA